AUGGGCGUUGCAACGUUCUUUCACUCGCCCAUGCCGGGUUUCACAACCCUUCGACCGCUCUGGGCUCACCGAGUGCCCGACCGCUACGUGGUCGUGAGGGCCGAAUGGGACAACGCCCCAAUCUACUUCCACAACGUCUACGCGCCAGUUGAGGCAGAGCUCCGAGCUGCCUUUUUUGCGACGCUUCCCCGCGAUUUCGAAUCCAACAGUCGUCACAUCGUCGGCGGCGAUCUGAACUUCCCGAUGGACGCCACGCUGGACACGACAUCCAUGGCGCAUGAAAGAGCCCGGCGCCAAGGUCCUAUCAGGGCCACGCAGCAGGACUCGGCUUGA
Molecule: messenger RNA, 333 nt
Organism: Aphanomyces invadans
Lineage: Eukaryota; Oomycota; Saprolegniomycetes; Saprolegniales; Verrucalvaceae
Exons: 2
Coding region: 1-333 (110 amino acids)
Source: RefSeq, a predicted model, not a curated record